UUAAAAAUAGUAGUAGUCGGCUAAAGUUGUUAUUUCCAAGUAUAUAAAAACAGUAAAGAAAGAAAAAUGAUUUCGUUUAAUAAUUCUUUCCAUUGUCUAUUAUUUUUAAUUUACUUAAUGUUUGCAAAAAGUGAUGGUUAUAGAAUACUGGUAAUUGCUCCUUUAAAUUCAAAAAGUCAUAAUAAUAUGAUGGAAAGUGUUGGCAAAGCCCUGGCAUUAAAAGGUCAUCAAGUUGAUAUUAUUACACAUUUUAAAUUGAAAAAUCCCCCCAAAAAUUUUACGACAAUUAUCAAUUUGGAUGGUACGUUGAAGGAUAUGGUGAAUACAUGGACUUUGGAAAUGGUGGAACAUUAUCGGAAUGUUGAUAUUGUUCCGACUGUGGUUAAAGAUUUUGGCAGUAAUUUAUGUGAAUUAAUGGGACUCGAGGAAAUGCAGAAAUUCAUCAAAAAUCCACCGAAAGAUCCUCCCUACGAUUUAGUGAUUACAGAGGCCUUGGGGGAAAAUUGCUUCUUUGGAUUCGGGCAUAUUUUGAAAGUUCCUGUGGUGAUGGUGUCGUCAUUGACGGAACUUUUGUGGUUUGAUGACAUACUCGGGAAUCCAAUGUCAAACGCUUAUACAGUUAAUAUGGAGACGAAAAAUUUUCGAAUCGUCACAUUUUGGGAUCGAGUGGAGAAUCAUUUUUGGGCUCUUUAUAAUAAUUAUCGAUUUUUUAAGUUUACUGAGGAACAUCAAACGGAGCUAAUGAGGAAAUAUUUGAGUCCCGAUAUACCGAAUAUUAGAGAAAUUGAGAAACAGACGUCUCUACUUUUGAUAAAUGCAUAUCAAAGUUAUUUUGGCAUAAGACCAUUAACGCCGGCGAUGAUUCAAAUUGCUGGCAUUCAAAUUGAACUCAGCGAGACGAAAAUUACACCGGAACUAAAGACCUGGAUGGACGAAAGUAAAGACGGAGUAGUUUUCUUCACUCUUGGAUCGAUGGUGAUUAUUGAGGAUUUUCCAAAAGAAAUUCUACAAAGUUUAUAUGCAUCUUUUACCAAAUUGGCGCCAAUAAGGGUCCUCAUGAAAAUAGUGAAUAAAGAAAAACUACCACCGGGUCUGCCGAAAAAUGUCCUGACAAUGUCGUGGAUUCCACAAAUACCAGUAUUAAAGCAUAAAAAUACGAAAAUAUUUAUGACUCACGGCGGAUUAAAUAGCGCUCAAGAAGGUCUGUAUUUUGCUGUUCCCAUGAUUGGUUUUCCAUUAUUUGGUGAUCAGCCGUUAAAUAUUCGACUCCUGGCUGACAAAAAUGUGGCUUAUGAAAUAGACUACAAGGAUAUUACGGAAAAAUCGCUGACUAAAGCUCUGAAUGCUGUUCUCUACGAUCCCAAGUAUCGAAACGCUGCAAAACGUGAAUCUCAACUAUUUCGCGAUCGACCAAUGACUGCAACAGAAACAACAGUUUUUUGGGUAGAGUACAUAAUCAGAAAUGGAGCAAAUUCUCUACGAUCGCCAUCGAUGGACAUGCCCUGGUGGAAAGCUGAACUCGUCGACGUCUAUCUAUUUUUCUUCACAUCUCUUCUUUUAAUAAGCUACACCGCUUUUUUCAUUCUAAAAAAAAUAAUUUGCCUAUUCAACAAAAGUUUAAAUUCCAAUUCGUCGAAACAUAAGAAAAGGGAUUAAUUCUUUUCAUUUUAAUUUCACGAACAAAAAUUACAUUUCAUUUUAUAAUUCGUACGAUA
Leptopilina heterotoma is the source of this 1715-nucleotide messenger RNA. Its product is annotated as UDP-glucosyltransferase 2-like. Bases 67 to 1656 code for a protein of 529 amino acids. The record is from RefSeq and is a predicted model, not a curated record. The transcript has 5 exons. Gene Ontology annotation, molecular function: UDP-glycosyltransferase activity. Lineage: Eukaryota; Metazoa; Arthropoda; Insecta; Hymenoptera; Figitidae.